GUCGACUUUGGUUAACUCACAAUGUUUCAACAACCGUCGAUUUCGAUCAAAGGAGCUGCCGGUCAGGGCGUUGUGCGCUUUGGCGAAGCGACGCCGGACCAGCGGCUGCAGUGCUACAGAUUGGCACUCGCCUUCGGCCAACCACUGUCUGAGGAGGACUUCGUCGAGCGAGAGGAGUUUAUGAGUCAGCAGCCGUUCGCUCGCGGGACAGGCUGGCGAUUCUGGUGCGUGUUUUUGACCGAUAACCCGAGCCAGGUCCUAGCCACAUGCAAAACCAUCCAGAGGCACCUCCUACUAAAGGAUAUUUCUGGCGUCCGGGACGAACUGGGCUAUUGCAUCGCCUCGGUAGUCACUGAUCCAUCGUAUCGAGGCCAAGGGGUCGCUUCAUUUCUCCUCAGACAUGUCACUCAGUGGUUAGAUGGUCCAGGCAAUGCAGCUGCAAGCAUGCUAUACAGCAGUAAAGAAGACUUUUACGCUAAAAGCGGUUGGCAUCCUGUACCGGACUUCGAGACGACUCUAUCUGCCGCAGAUGCCUCCAAAAGGAGCGCUUCGGACGAACUCUGCCUUCCAAAAACAGACCCAAUAAGUGCUGACGGCAUUUCAGCUCUUUGUGAGCGAGACACUCAAGGAUUAAGAGCCGAGUAUUCAGCACAAGAUAUCGGUAAAGAAAGUUCUCUCAUGGUGGUUCUCCCUACCGCUGAGCUGGUGAGUUGGCUGCAUGCCCUGGCCGAGUUCAUGGGUCUGAAGACACGCGGGAAAGCCCCAGUGCAUAAAGGAGCUAUCUCUAACCGCGACACCUGGAUCUACUGGCAUCAUGACUUCCGCAAACAAUGCCUCUACGUUCAACGAAUCAGGACGUUCGUGAAGGAGAGCGAACCAAGAACGAAGGCUUUGGCUGCAGUCCUUCUACACGCUUGCCGCGAAGCAGACAUCUGGGAGCUGCCAAAGGUAGCCAUUUGGGAUGCGAACCCAGAAAUGCGUCUUGCGAUCGACUUGCUUGCCAGUCGGCAAGUUAUUCGGGCCAGCAACGGCGACAGUGCGAGGCGGGAGAAGCUUUCUAUCAGGUGGAAGGAUCAAGGCAUGAAAAUGGACCCCAUGAUUGAAAAGAACGAAUUCUAUGCGUGGAACUGACGGCAUCUAGACUCCGUCGCUAUCUCACUAACGCGGCAAUGAUAUUCCAUGCUCAACCAGAGGUCGCAAUGCGCCCAGCCGAUGAUGGUGCGUUCCGGAAUCAGACCGGAUUUCCGGAGUUAAUGGAGGGUUCUUGGAAACCCUCAAUGCCGUCUGGAUGCUUGGCGAGAAGGCGUUCCAUCUCCUUCUUCACUCUGGAGGCACGUUAUCAACCAUUUCAUACGGCAGCAAGAAUGACUUACGCUUGACGGAGGGAUGCUCGAUGCUGAUGAAGUCCCGCAUUAAUGAUGUUAUCGCGCCUUCCGAUAUCGUCAGCACACUGAAAAGCUGUCGAUCGAAAAGCGUACAUGGCAUAGAGAGCGUUUCGAUCAUCAAAA
Messenger RNA from Trematosphaeria pertusa, 1508 nucleotides. RefSeq lists its product as uncharacterized. The record is from RefSeq and is a predicted model, not a curated record. The transcript has 2 exons. Lineage: Eukaryota; Fungi; Ascomycota; Dothideomycetes; Pleosporales; Trematosphaeriaceae. Gene Ontology annotation, molecular function: acyltransferase activity, transferring groups other than amino-acyl groups. The coding region runs from base 22 to 1131 and encodes 369 amino acids.